This is a messenger RNA of Effrenium voratum, 1995 nucleotides long. The record is from the annotation of a GenBank genome assembly. NCBI's taxonomy places the organism in Eukaryota, Dinophyceae, Suessiales, Symbiodiniaceae.
AACCCAUCCCCAGCCAUCGAUUGACCUCGGCCGACGUCCAUGGCCGGGGGCUUCCCCGGGGGCCCCGGGGGGCCCCUGGGCCCCGCGCCGCUUCCGCCGCCUUCUCCGGCGCUUCCGGGGCCGGCGCUGGGCUCGGCGGAGCUGGCGAAGCUGCGGCAGGAGCUGGCCGAGGAGGAGCGGCGCAUCCAUGCGAUGCGGAGCGGUGGACACCCGGGCUCCCAGGUCGCGGAGGACUGGAUCUUCCGCUCCCCCGACGGCGCGCCGCUGAAUUUGCGCCAGGAGCCCUCCCUCGAAAAGCCGAGCACCGGGCAGAUCCUGCAGCCGGGGGAGAGGUUCCAGGUGGUGGAGAAGCUGGUGGUUGGGGAGGUCACUUUCUUGAGGCUGAGGGACGGGAGAGGUUGGGCCUUCGACGGCAAACCGCAGCCAUCCUCCUCCCUCUGGGGCUGGUUUUCUUCCCCCGAGAAGCAGAUGCUGUGCAUGCCCGUCUCGGCCAUGCAAGCACCGGCGCCGGCGGGUCUCACACCAGCCUCUGUGCUGGCCCCGCGAGCUGCGGUUGGGCCGCAGCCGCACCAGCAGGUGCUUCAGUCACAGCAGUGGCAGUCACAGCACCAGCUGCAGUCUCAGCAACUGCCGCAGCAGCUCCCACAGCAGCAGCUCCCACAGCAGCAGUUCCCACAGCAGCAGUUGCCGCAGCAGCCGCAGUCGCAGCCAGCGCGGCUGCAGAUGCCAUACCCAUCGGCCCCCAUUCCAGCUUUGCUGGGACAGCCGGCCUCUGAGCCAAUCAAGAUCUCUAAGCUGGACACACGCUCGCCCACAGUGAAAGGCAGCCCAGCCUCCAGCCCAGCCAGCAAGUCGACGGGGCCCAUGCUGCACGUGCGGGUCCACUGCGCACGGGCGCUGAAGAACACGGACUACGGGGGCUUCUUUGGCAACAAGUCGGACCCCUAUGUGGUGGUCCGUUUCGGCAAGGAGGAGAAGAAGACCCCGGUGAUCGACAACGAGCUGAAUCCGGUGUGGACGGCUGGACGGGACUUCACCUUUCAGGUGGAGGACCCUAGCGCCAAAAUUCAGCUGGAGGUGUUCAACUCCAACAUGUUCAACGACGACACCCUGGGCAAGACGGAGCUCCUGGCCCUGGAGGCGGUGCCAACGGGUCGCUGGCUGCGGCGCAUCGACCAGUUGCAGAGCUCCUCGCGGGUGGCGCCGGCGGAAGGGGAGCUGGAGUACGAGGUGAUGCGAGAUGGGAUCGGGACCGCGCUCCGCGGCGCCAGCCUUCACAGCGGGGUGCCGUCUGCGGGUCUUCCGGCGCCUCCCCCGGAGGACAUGCAGCCGGGUCUCUACACCGUGGUGAAGAGCACAGCGGUGUACAGCACCUCCACCAAUUGCACGGACCGGGACAUCGUGGGCCACAUCGCGGCCGGCCAGCGGAUCUCCGUGGAAGAGGUGCUGAACUGCGUCUCAGAGGACCGUGUCCGGGGACUGGUGAAGGAUCCUCCAGGUUGGGUCCCGCUCCUGGACACCCGGGACGGCUUCCACUGGGCCAAGCCUGUGGUGCGGAAGAGCUACCUGGUUGACAACACCUGGCUGAACUCCUCCGGUGGUGGUCUCGCCUACCGCUUCACCAAAGACUUGCGCGACAAGGACCCCCGCCCUGGUGAGCUUGGCGGCGCGCCUUGGAACUCGGAGGUCUAUGGCGAGGACGAGGGCGAUGGCUGGCUCAAGGUGGCAGAUGGGCGCUUCCUCCCACUUGAGGUGGACGGCCUUCGCGUCCUGAAGGAGCCCGAGGGCGUCUCCGAGGUGCGCGAGGAGGCAGAGACGGCUGCUGCGGAGGAGGAGCUGGAUAGGCUUUACCGGGAGCUGAACCGCCGGAUGGAGGGCCUUCGGUGAGGGAGAACUCGGUGCGGGUGAUCCGAUGGGCUCUCAGACCGCGAAGGCAACAAGGAGGAGCUUCUCCUUUUGAGAUAGUGUGGAUGACAUUCUGCACCAAAGAAUCGC